AUGACUUCGCGCUUUUCUCGCAGACUCGUGAAACCCCUCCUUUACACCUCGGCUGCUGCGGCAGCAGGUGCUGGUGUUCUAUACAUUUCCUAUCGCCCUCGCAAUAUUCCUGGAUUGGAAGCUCCCGCAGUGCCGCCGCCGGGUUACCGUGAAGGAAAACUAAUUCCGCCUAGUUUCCCUGUGAUCAAGUCCCGCUUGGAGCAGAUUGAAGAACUUAAGCGCCAUUCGAGCAAUGAUAACGAUUACGACCUCCUUGUCAUCGGUGGUGGUGCCACAGGAUCCGGUAUUGCUCUCGAUGCUGUAACUCGAGGAUUGAAGGUGGCCAUUGUCGAAAGAGAUGACUUCAGUGCCGGUACCAGUAGCAAGAGUACAAAACUUGUGCACGGUGGUGUCCGUUAUCUAGAAAAGGCUGUUUGGGAAUUGGAUUAUAACCAAUACAAACUCGUUAAGGAGGCCUUAAGAGAACGGAAAUACUUCUUGAACACCGCUCCCCACCUUUCGAAUUGGCUCCCGAUUAUGGUCCCCGUGCAAAAGUGGUGGCAAGCACCGUAUUUCUGGGCCGGUACCAAAUUCUAUGACUACCUGGCCGGUUCGGAAGGUAUUGAAAGCUCUUACUUCCUCACCAAGAGUAAAGCGAUUGAUGCAUUUCCCAUGUUGAGAAGAGACAGUGCGAUUGGUGCCAUGGUCUACUACGAUGGUGCUCACAAUGAUUCACGCAUGAACGUCUCUCUCGCCAUGACGGCUGCGCUGUACGGUAGUACUGUUGUCAACCACAUGCAGGUCACUGGUUUGACCAAGGACGCGUCUGGUAAAUUGAAUGGUGCUCGCGUCAAAGAUGUCAUUCCCGGAAAGAGUGGCCCAGAGGCUGAAGAAUUCACCGUUAGGGCCAAGGGCAUCAUAAACGCAACUGGCCCCUUCAGUGAUUCCAUCAGAAACAUGGACGAGCCUGGUAUCAAGGAGAUUGUGGCUCCCAGCUCUGGUGUCCACGUCAUCCUUCCUGGAUACUACAGCCCUGCUGAUAUGGGUUUGAUUGACCCGUCUACAUCGGAUGGUCGUGUUAUCUUCUUCCUUCCCUGGCAAGGAAAUACCAUUGCCGGUACGACCGACCAACCCACAGAGAUCACACCUCAUCCUGAACCAUCGGAACAUGAUAUCAACUGGAUUCUCAACGAGAUCCGUGGAUACUUGGCUCCUGAUAUCAAUGUUGAGCGGAGCGAUGUCCUCGCCGCAUGGUCCGGAAUUCGUCCCUUGGUUCGCGACCCCAAGGUGAAGAGCUCGGAAGCAUUAGUUCGUAACCAUCUCAUCACUGUCUCUCCCUCAGGUCUGUUGACCUGUGCUGGUGGAAAGUGGACUACUUACCGUCAGAUGGCCGAAGAAGCGGUAGAUGAAGCGAUCGAUGUGUUCGGCCUCAAACCCCGUCACAUGUCAGAUGUUCCUGAUAUCAGUGGUGUUGGAGGCAGUGGCCUCGUUUCGGACGGUGCGGUUCUCGAUGGAUCUUGCCAAACCCACCAGGUCCGUCUUAUUGGUGCACACGGUUUCUCCAAGACUCUCUUCAUCAACCUGAUUCAACACUUCGGACUUGAAACCGACGUGGCCAAGCAUCUCACAGAGUCCUACGGUGACCGUGCUUGGCAAGUUGCGGCCCUGUCAUCCCCUACUGAGAACCGUUUCCCCGUUCGGGGCAAGCGCAUUUCCGCAUUGUAUCCCUUCAUUGACGGCGAAAUCCGCUACGCCGUCCGCCAUGAAUAUGCUCAGACCGCCGUUGACGUUCUUGCUCGUCGGACUCGCUUGGCAUUCCUGAACGCCGAGGCAGCCCUCGAAUCGCUUCCCAAUGUGAUUGAUGUGAUGGGUGAAGAGCUGAAGUGGGAUUCUCGCCGAAAGGACGUUGAAUUUAAGGAAUCAGUCCACUUUCUUUCUUCAAUGGGUCUUCCCAAGACUUUCCUUGACAUGUCUAGAAACGAUGUCGAAGGCGGUAAGGUCAAGGAUGUCGAGAUUGCUGAGCGAAAGACAUUCUCCAGAACUGGUGAGUAUUCUCUAUUGUCCUUGUCUGAAUAA
Messenger RNA from Aspergillus ruber CBS 135680, 2055 nucleotides. RefSeq names its product glycerol-3-phosphate dehydrogenase GUT2. Gene Ontology annotation, molecular function: glycerol-3-phosphate dehydrogenase (quinone) activity. The coding region runs from base 1 to 2055 and encodes 684 amino acids. The transcript has 3 exons. NCBI's taxonomy places the organism in Eukaryota, Fungi, Ascomycota, Eurotiomycetes, Eurotiales, Aspergillaceae. Gene Ontology annotation, biological process: glycerol-3-phosphate metabolic process. Gene Ontology annotation, cellular component: mitochondrion; glycerol-3-phosphate dehydrogenase (FAD) complex. The record is from RefSeq and is a predicted model, not a curated record.